AUGGCGGCGGAGCGCUUAACUUUUUUUUUCUCUUCACGAUUUGGGGAGCUUUACAAAAGCAACGAAAACCAAACCGAGAGGAAGGGAGAAAUUAUGACAGCCUACAGACCAGUCCUAACGGAAGGAAGAAAACUAUAGCUGUUCACAAAUGCUUCUCAUCAGAAUGAAACUCCUACAGCUACUGGCUGGGAAAUCUGAGAAACUGGAAAUGCUUUUUCAGCCACGUUUUUACCAAAAGCAGUUCCCAUAUAUGUGUCUGGCUACCUCCGCUUGUCUUUAUAGCAAGAAGAAAAAAGUGAACAGUUAUGAACAAGUUGACCAAGAAAAAUACAAAAGCUUGGUGUGCUCUGUUACAUCUUACAAAGCCAGCGCUCAAACACCAGAGACAAUAUUUGAAGAAGACAAUUUGUUAUAUGGACAACCGCUUAAACAUACACCUUCAAACAAAGUUGAAACAAAAACUCCUAAGAAUUGGGUUUCUCUAGUAAAUCCCAGAAAGACAGUUCCACUUGUGAGCAGCAAUUCAAACCGCCCCAUGAAAAUUGCUUUACAAAAAAACAAACUACCCAGUGUUACCCGUAUUCUUCAACAGACUAUCCCUCCGCAGCAGGCCUUUUAUCUAGAAAGAUGGAAGCAAAAAAUGAUACUGGAACUUGGGAAAGAUGGUUUUGAAGAAUACACUAAAAAUCUUUUCCUCCAAGGAGAACUUUUUCAUACAGCUUUGGAAUCUAUAUUUCUGCCUGAAGAGAUGGCAACUAAGGAGCAAGGAGAAGACUCUGCUGUUUCUGGCUACUUAUCAAGCGUGCAACAUGUCCUGAAAGAUAUCAGUGAAGUUAAAGCUCUGGAAAGUGCAGUUCAGCAUGAAACUCUUAAGUACCUGGGCCUGGUAGACUGCGUGGCUAAGUAUCGAGGACAGUUAUGUGUGAUUGAUUGGAAGACAUCAGAGAAACCAAAGCCAUUUCUGCAGAAUACUUUUGACAACCCACUGCAAGUUGCAGCAUAUAUUGGAGCCAUAAAUCAUGAUGCCAAUUAUGACUUCCAGGUUAGUUGUGGACUCAUUGUGGUUGCCUAUAAGGACGGCUGCCCCGCACAUCCACAUUUCAUGGAUCCAGAUCUUUGCUCACAGUAUUGGAAUAAGUGGCUUUUGCGUCUUGAAGAAUACAUGGACAAAAACUGACCCAAACUAAGCUAUGCAGAGGCAAGUGAUCUGAGCACACAGAGCCAAAGCACAAAUCUUUUGUUUAAGUCUUUAUUUAGUAAUUCUGUUCUUAGUAACUUGAGCUAACUUCUAUCAUUUUUUCUGCUUAAAAAAAGAAAAAAAAGAAGAAAAAUCAAAUGGGGAAUGCACAUUUGCCUAAGUUGUAGGAGACUUCAGUGGACCUGGCAAGACAGAGUAGAACCUGUAACAUUCCUAUAUUUUUCCCUCCCAGUCUAUACAAUUUGAAGUUGAUAGGAAGGUUUCUACAAUCAGCCAGCUAGAUGAAGUAAAAACUGUUCAAUCAUCCUCCUUUUGUUUUCGAGAAAAAGCUGAGACUGAAAAUGAAAAAUAAAUGAAUAUUGUUGACUGGGUUUCAGUCAAGUUAGUUCUUGCCCAUUUCAAAGAUAUCUAUUAACAGGCCUGUUACUAUUUGUGUUUUUUCUUACAGCAACAAAUGCAAAACUUGCACUAUGAACUACAACGUAAGCUCACAUAAGUACUUAUUUAAAAUACUAUGAAAAAGUUGAUUGUUUAACAGAAGUGGCUUAGGAGCAGAGGAGCAGAAUUGUAACUGAUACACUUAAAAAUUUCUAGCAGGUGUUUUAGAAGACAGGAAGUUCUACUACUUCUGGUAGCUUCUCCUGCAGAUUCAAAAUGGGGUGUGUAGCCCAAGUAAAAAAAAAAAUGUGAAAAUGUAAAUGGCCUACGUGCCUUUGGUGGUGGUCUUAUAAUGGACACUGCACAGGGCAAGUCUGCAACUAUUUUCAGCUCUCCUGACUUUCCUGUGAGUCUGAGCAGAUGAGGAGCCUACCUGUGCAGAACUAUUUCCAGUGUCAGGUGUUAGCAUUUUCCAGUACAAGUGGAUUUCUUUACAAAGUCACAGAUUUCUGUGACUUUGAAGCUGGGCAUUCUAAAGAGCAGUUGGGUUUUUUUGAGAUUGCUUUUGUUUUGUUGCUUAAAAUAACAUGAGGAAUAAAUGUUCUAAAACAGAAGAGUUAAUUUGAAGCUUGUUCCAUACAAUCAAGUUUACAGACAUAGAAUAAGUCAUGAUGUCAGGUGAUACCUAUCGUGUGUUACCUAUCUGGAAAAACUUUUUCCUCAUUCUCUUUAUUUUCUCUGAUUGACAUGCAUGAGUUUUCAUAAUAUCACUGCACAUUACAUAUAGAAAUAUAACUGACUUACAGGCUUCAAGAGAGUCAGCCAGAACCAUACCUAAAAAAAGUAAAAAUAAUGAGCAAGCUUGCUGCAGAAAAAAUGUAAGCCUGUGUUGUGUUUGAUACUCGACUCUUGUAGAGUACUGAACUGUGAAAACUUGCACAAUAAAACUUUGGUUGUGCCGGUCUGUGCUUAUUCAAACCA
This is a messenger RNA of Phasianus colchicus (ring-necked pheasant), 2557 nucleotides long. It is a transcript of the gene MGME1, whose product is annotated as mitochondrial genome maintenance exonuclease 1. The record is from RefSeq and is a predicted model, not a curated record. Gene Ontology annotation, molecular function: single-stranded DNA exodeoxyribonuclease activity. Gene Ontology annotation, biological process: mitochondrial DNA replication. Lineage: Eukaryota; Metazoa; Chordata; Aves; Galliformes; Phasianidae. Gene Ontology annotation, cellular component: mitochondrion.